Ciona intestinalis (vase tunicate) is the source of this 2109-nucleotide messenger RNA. The record is from RefSeq and is a predicted model, not a curated record. Lineage: Eukaryota; Metazoa; Chordata; Ascidiacea; Phlebobranchia; Cionidae.
AGAUUCAUUUUUUCAAUUUUUUGUAUUACAUAACCUGUAGCCAUGCUUCUGUAUGUGGUUGCAUUUUUCGUUGCUGUUUUCGCCUUUAUAAAAUUGAAAACGAAAAAAAAGGAGGACUACCAACUGCUGUCUCGUUUCUUCCCGGACAAGAACUGGUCAGAAAAUGAAAACGAACCGGUUGAUUUGACCAUCACACCAUUUAAUAUUGAUAUACCUCAAGAAAGAAUUGAUGACUUGCAUAAAAGGCUUGAUUCAGUGAGAAUGCCCACUCCUUCAAUCUCAACAAGCUGUUUCCGAUAUGGGAUGCGGACUGAAUACAUGGGAGAACUCAUUAAAUAUUGGAGGAAUGAUUACUCUUGGAAGGAGCAAGAGGAAAAGAUGAAUCAAUUCAAUCAUUUUAAAACCAGGAUUGAGGGAUUGGAUAUUCAUUUUAUUCAUGCCAAGCCAAAAGCUGGUGUGGAGGCAAAAACUGUUCUUAUGACGCAUGGUUGGCCUGGAUCAUUCGUUGAAUUCCUUGAAAUAAUCCCAAUGCUGACUGACCCUGUCAGUUAUGGUGGGAAUGAAACUGAUGCAAUGAAUGUUGUGUGUCCUUCCAUACCAGGGUUUGGAUUUUCGGAUCCACCAGCACAAGAAGGAUUCAACACUUUUGAGUGUGCCAGGGUUUUCCACAAACUUAUGCUCAGGCUUGGAUACAAGAAAUACUAUGUACAAGGUGGUGACUAUGGCUCAAUCAUAAGUAUAGCAGUUGCAUUGCUUUACCCAAGCUAUGUGAAAGGUUGCCAUACCACAAUGAUGUCCGCUCGUCCCGAAGGAACCGGCAUCUUGCGUGCAAUAUGUGCAGCUUAUUUCCCACGACUUCUCUUUAAUGACCAGGAGAAAGAAUCAAUUCUUCCGUUCAAGAAAUAUUUUACUUAUUUGUUCACAGAAACUGGUUACUUCCAUCUUCAUGCAACCAAACCAGAUACAGUUGGAUUUGGUUUGUCUGACUCACCAGCUGGUUUAGCAGCUUACAUUGCUGAGAAGUUUUCCACAUGGACCAAUAGGGCUGCUCGCGACACCAAGGAUGGUAUGCUUGAUAAAUAUUGGACAAAGGACAAGUUGCUUAACAACAUUAUGAUAUAUUGGUGGUCGGGUAAUAUCACCUCAACAAUGCGCUUGUACAAGGAAACAUUUGGCGGGACAACAAUGUUUGAAAUGACACCGAUAAAAGUUCGAGUUCCAGGUGGUUUUUGCUGGUUUCCCAACGAAAUUAUAGGAGCAUGCAAAACUUGGGUUGCUCAUAAGUUUCCCAACCUUAUUCACUUCACGUAUAUGAAGCAGGGUGGUCACUUCAGUGCGUACGAAGUCCCUGAAGACCUUUCUGUUGACAUUAGAGCAUUUGUCAGGAAAGUGGAGAAUCGUGAGCGUGAAAUGGCAGCAAACGCCACAAUUGACGUCAAAUUUUCUCACCUGGACCGUUUCGACAACUAAGAUAUGUUCCAAAUUGGUUUCCUAAUUGAAGCGCUUUGCCACUGUUUGCAGCAACCUACCACUAAUUCUUCAGCAAUAUUAAUCUCAGGCCUUAACCCACUGUAUUAAUUUCAAGUUAUAAUUUAAACUUAAUAUGCAAGCAUAACCUCAAACCUGUUUCCUAAUAGAUUUUAGGUGUAAUUACAACUACCAUAUUCCUUCAUUAGUGUAAAUAGAAGCAAUCUUAUGUAAGCCAGUGCCUCCCAAAUUUUUUGUCUCAAUCGUUUUAUUAAUAUACAAAUUUUAAACAAUAUUGGUAAAAUUUUAGCACUCAAUUUCUGAAAUAUGUUACACAAAUUUUUGUAAACAUGAAAAAAAAAUUCUUUAAUUCUGGUUUUGAGUGGCACUGGUUUAGGCAAAAAGUAAUACCCCAAUGCACAGCAAUAUCAUUUUUGUGUUGUUUUAUUCCAUUAAGAAUGUGUUCCUACCUAAUUGUUUCAACGUUUCUUGUAAAUAUUUUUUGUGAUUUGUUUUAACUUUUAAUUUAAAGAAGCUUUUAUGUUAGAUGUUACUAAUGCAACUAGAGUGUUUAAAUUCUGCAGAUUUAGUUUACGGUAUAUUUGGCGUUAUGCAUUAUGAGAAUAAACUUCUGCAUUUCAA